GGUUUCUGGAACUGAAGAAAGGAACCCUAUUCCAUUAAUGGAUUACAUCCUAAAUGUGAUGAAAUUUGUGGAGUCCAUCCUAAGCAACAACACAACAGAUGACCAUUGCCAGGAAUUUGUGAGCCAAAAGGGGCUACUGCCCCUGGUCACCAUUUUGGGCCUCCCCAAUCUACCUAUCGACUUUCCAACAUCAGCUGCCUGCCAGGCUGUGGCAGGUGUCUGCAAAUCUAUACUGACUCUGUCACAUGAACCAAAAGUCCUUCAAGAGGGACUCCUCCAAUUGGAUUCUGUCCUCUCCUCCUUGGAUUUGCUGCAUGGGCCAAUUGAGUCCCCUGGGGGAUCAGUGCUGCUUCGAGAGCUUGCUUGUUCCAGCAGUGUUGCAGAUGCCACCCUUUCUGCCCAGGCCACCCCCCUCAUACAUGCACUCACAGCUGCUCAUGCAUAUAUCAUGAUGUUUGUUCAUACUUGCAGGGUGGGCCAGGUAAGAGUAACUGUAGGGACUAAUCUCCUGAACCCAUGAGUAAAUUUUCACCCCCAAAAGCCUUCUCUAGUGGAAUAAGAGGUAUGUAUCUCUUAAAUAAUUACAAGGAAAAUUGAGUUUAUA
Messenger RNA from Vombatus ursinus (common wombat), 604 nucleotides. Its product is annotated as E3 ubiquitin-protein ligase HUWE1-like. The transcript is spliced from 3 exons. The record is from RefSeq and is a predicted model, not a curated record. Bases 38 to 520 code for a protein of 160 amino acids. NCBI's taxonomy places the organism in Eukaryota, Metazoa, Chordata, Mammalia, Diprotodontia, Vombatidae.